AUGGCAAGCUUGUCAGGAAUACUGAGAGAUGGAUCUCUCAACUUGACUCCCUAUGAGGAUUUGUACAAGCAUUUCCACGCUCAUCCCGAACUCUCCCUGCAAGAAAAAGCCACAUCCGAAAAAAUCACAGAACAUCUAUCUCAAUUAAACGCCUAUGAGCUUUAUACCAAUAUCGGCGGUUAUGGACUGGCAGGUGUUCUGAGAAAUGGCCCUGGAAAGACCAUUCUUCUGCGUGCAGAUAUGGACGCGCUUCCCGUCAGGGAACUCACCGGUCUCCCAUACGCGAGCACCGUCACCAUGCGCGAUGCUAAUGGCAUCGAAAGGCCUGUGAUGCACGCAUGUGGCCACGACAUGCACAUAACUUGUCUUCUGGCAGCGGCUGAAACUCUCGCGAAAAUCCAGGACAAGUGGAGCGGUACUUUAAUCGUGCUAUUCCAGCCGGAUGAAGAACGGGGUGGAGGUGCGCAGGCUAUGGUUGACGAUGGACUUUAUUCAAAGGUCCCGAUUCCGGAUUACGUGUUUGGCCAGCAUGUGAUGCGGUUGCGUGCUGGAAGCGUCGGCUCACGUCCCGGUACGAUUAUGGCUGCCGCAGACAGCCUCAAGAUCACCGUGUUUGGUCGCGGUGGGCAUGGUUCGCUACCACAUCAAACAGUUGACCCUGCCCUUCUCGCUGCGCAUAUUGUUGUGCGGUUGCAAGGUAUCGUCAGCAGAGAGGUAGACCCAAGUGACCUCGCUGUUGUGACGGUUGGAAGCCUACAGGCUGGGCAGACAGAAAACAUCAUUGCGGAUCGCGCUGAAAUUGGGCUUGAUUUCCGGACUGUGAAACUGGAGACACGACAGAAAAUUGUCGCUGCUAUUCAGCGAAUUGUCGAGGCUGAAUGCAUGGCUAGCGGUUCACCGAAGCCGCCUAUCUUCACUCCGACGCGUCGUUUCCCACCAACCUUGAAUGAUAGUGAGGUUGCAUCUAAGCUUGCCACCUCCUUCGGAGAUCAUUUUGAGGAUUUCGAUGGAAAUACGCCAAGAACCAAUGUGAGCGAAGACUUUUCUACCCUAGGCACUUGCAAAGAUCUGCCAUGUUGCUUCUGGUUCAUCGGGGGCAUUGAUCCCGAACUUUGGGAUCAAGCGCAGAGAGGAGACAGCACCACAGAGGAGAUACCUGGUAAUCACUCGGCUCUGUUUGCACCUGUUAUACAGCCAACAAUGAAGGCCGGAGUGGAUGCACUUUGCCUCGCAGCAUUGACCUUUUUAAAAAAGUAA
Molecule: messenger RNA, 1257 nt
Organism: Penicillium soppii
Lineage: Eukaryota; Fungi; Ascomycota; Eurotiomycetes; Eurotiales; Aspergillaceae
Product: M20 family metallopeptidase
Exons: 1
Coding region: 1-1257 (418 amino acids)
Molecular function (GO): hydrolase activity
Source: RefSeq, a predicted model, not a curated record